This is a messenger RNA of Zygotorulaspora mrakii, 699 nucleotides long. RefSeq names its product Aim34p (gene AIM34). The transcript has a single exon. The record is from RefSeq and is a predicted model, not a curated record. NCBI's taxonomy places the organism in Eukaryota, Fungi, Ascomycota, Saccharomycetes, Saccharomycetales, Saccharomycetaceae. The coding region runs from base 1 to 699 and encodes 232 amino acids.
AUGGAGAUCCUAAAGUCCGUUGCAAGUAUGAAAAGAAGUAUAUGUAGUUUGGCUAGGAUAGGGCCAAGGCCCACAGUGGUAAAAAGGACUUUGCUGUCACUUACUGUUACGACCCCUUAUGCAAGUGCAGGAUCGCUAAUAUCUCCACUCCAUGCGGUUUCACUGCGACUUGUUCACAAUACGAAGAAGACAGAUACUACACCAUUGGUUACGUCUGAAAGAACAACGAUGGCAUUCCAUAAGAUGUCUCUGGCUUCUUUAAGGAAUGAAUGUCGUUCUAGGGGCUUGAAAAUUUCAGGGAAAAAAGCAGAAUUAGUAGCAAGAGUAUCCUCACAUCAUGGAUUCGAUCAGGCGAGUACGGUUUCAACGAAAAAGGCAAAAAUCUUUACUAAGAAGCGAGCUAUUCACACACCUAGAAGAAUAUCGAGUGAUAUUGCCGAUCUUACAGCAGCGCCAAAAAUGUCCGCACGUACAAUGACAUACGAAACUAUAGCUGCUCAAAAGGUUGGAAAAGAUGCCGCGAAGCUUAUGAAAAGUAUUACACAACGAAAAGUGGUUACCUCUACUAUUGUCACGAAUAAGACAGCGAAGGAAAAUGGUGAUGAGAUAACUGCUCAGGAUAAAAUAUUCUUUUAUGGGUUUGUAACAAUUGUGGGAAUCUGGUGGUGUCUUCAAGAUUUUGAUGGUGAGAAGCAGUAG